AUGCACAUCAUAAAGCCCUCGUGGCUGAGUCACAGUGGCGAGCAGAAAGACUUUGAGGUGUAUAGCUGUCACAUUUCCCCCGAUGGCAAACGACUCGCGACCGCCGGUGGUGAUGGCCACGUUCGAGUCUGGUCGACCGACGCCAUCUUCAAUGCGAAAGAUGCCAGCUACACGAAGCCGCGCCAGCUCUGCCACAUGAGCCAUCACUUGGGGACAAUUCACUCUGUGCGGUUUUCCCCCAAUGGACGGUACUUGGCCAGCGGUGCCGACGACAAGCUCAUUUGCGUAUACCAUCUGGACAAAACGCCUGCCAUCGCCUUUGGGAACAACGACCCGCCGCCCGCAGAAAAUUGGAAGACGUACAAGCGACUCAUUGGCCACGAAAACGAUGUUCAGGAUUUGGCCUGGUCCCCGGACUCGUCCCUGCUGGUGUCCGUCGGGCUCGACUCCAAGGUCGUUGUUUGGUCUGGCUACACGUUCGAGAAGCUCAAGGCCAUCCCGGCGCAUCAGAGCCAUGUCAAGGGUAUCACGUUUGACCCUGCCAACAAGUUCUUUGCGACGGCAAGCGACGACCGAACCAUUAAAAUUUUCCGUUAUACGCCCCCGGCCCCAAACUCUACACAACAUGACAUGAUCAACAACUUUGUUCUCGAGACCACAAUCAGUGCACCAUUCAAGAGCUCGCCCCUCACCACGUACUUCCGGCGGUGCUCAUGGUCCCCUGACGGCAAUCACAUCGCCGCCGCCAAUGCCGUAAACGGCCCUGUCAGCUCAGUCGCCAUCAUCGAGCGCACCAGGUGGGACAGCGAGAUCAACCUGAUCGGCCACGAAGCGCCAACCGAAGUUUGCAUGUUCUCCCCACGACUCUUCCACACGGUCAAACCAGAUGAAAAUGCCACGUCGAAUGGAACUUCUAAUCCGUUGCUCGUCACUGUCGCCGCCACUGCCGGUCAAGACAAGACCCUUUGCAUAUGGAACACGAAUACAUCGCGGCCCGUUGUCGUUCUUCAAGAUCUCAGCAGCAAAUCGAUAUCUGAUUUAUCAUGGGCUCCCGAUGGCCAGACGCUUUUCGCUGCCAGCUUAGAUGGUGGUGUUGUGGUCGUCAAGUUUGAGGAAGGAGAGCUCGGUUGGGUUGCUCAAACCGAAGAAAACGUGAGGGCUUUGCAGAAAUAUGGCGCGUCUCGCAAAGGAAUGGGCAUGCCCGAGGACGUGGAUGGCCUGUUGCUGGAGACGCACAGCAAAGCCGGAGAGUCCAAAGCCGUCGAGUCGAGGAUGGGUGCGCUCAUGGGAGACCUGCCAUCAGAUACGCCAAAGGAGUCUACCCCGGCUCCAAAUGGUACAAAGGCUGGAUCGGAGAAGCAUGCCACUGCCACAAAUGGCGGCUCCGAGCCGGCCAAAAGCCCUGGCGAGGAGCAAGAGGAUAAGGCUGCAGACAAGGCUGCAGACAAGAUCGCAGACCGCGUCAAAGAGCUAAAGUCACGAGUCACGAUUGGCAAGGACGGCAAGAAACGUGUUGCACCUCUUCUUGUUUCGUCGUCCGGUACUGGUCAGUCCUCGUUGCCCCAGACACAGCUAGUUGGCUCAACAGCAACCAAGACCACGCAGAAUGAUGCCCCGCAAACCACUCUAGAUCUCAGCAAGCCGUUCGACGGACUACCCAAAGGUGGCAUCGCUUCCAUGCUCCUGGGAAACAAGAGAAAAUCUGUCACUGGAGAGGCCGACGAGGAUGAAGAAGAACCUGCGGCCAGGCGAGUUGCAAUAGGUCCUUUGCCAAUAGUUACCAACGGCAUUGAUGGCGUAGAGCCUGCCGCUCUUACUCUAGUGCAGAAUGGAGUGGUCCCUACGCCCGAAUUUCUGCGUCCAGCAGUUUUAAAUCCAUCAAUAUCAUUUUCUCAAGUGAGAUUGGCAGUCCCUCGGAUUCGAUCACAUAUUCUCCGUCCAAUGGAUCGAGGGGUGUUACAGCCGGAUGGCACUUCCGAAGAUGCAUCCAAGGCCCCAGAAAGUAUCAUCAUGGAAGCCAAAAACGACACGAACCCACGGGAUCCAUCGCACGUCAUGGUCACGAAGAGAGGAAAGUUGCUAUGGCAGGAGUUUCUUCCCCGAGCCGUUAUCCUGGUAACUGCCAACAAGAACUUUUGGGCGGCAGCCUGUGAGGACGGGUCUGUUCACGUAUGGACACCCGCCGGUAGGCGUUUGCUGAACCCUAUUAUACUUGAAUCCCAACCAGUCAUUCUGGAAUGUCGAGAGCAUUGGCUGUUGUGCAUAACUGCCGUUGGAUUGGCGCAUGUCUGGGACUUGAAAAUGCAAGCUUCACCGCAUCCUCCAGUGUCACUUGGACCGAUCCUCGAUGUAGCCACCACGUCGUUGAACCAGCACACCGCGAGCCCUGGGCCGGGAGUCACUUCUGCUCAUCUAAACACAAACGGAUACAUUGUCGUGACACUUACUAACGGCGACGGAUUCUACUAUGCUCGGGAAAUGUACACCUGGCAGCGGCUGAGCGAAGCCUGGUGGGCAGUUGGGUCUCAGUACUGGAAUUCGAAUGAUUCUUCAAUAUCCGCAUUACAAUCAACAGCUGUUGGGGCUACUUCCACGGAGACUGGAGACGAGACCACGACCGCUACCGUCUCUUCUGGUAUUAUACCAUUCCUGGAGCGUCACACGACGAACGAGUUUCUCCUCAAGGGUCGUGCGUAUGCUCUGCAGCGCAUGAUCAAGACUGUCAUGCAGCGGAAAGAAAGUGAAGAUUUGGAAAGCACCAUCAGCAUUGCUCAUCUGGAAAAUCGUAUUGCUGGCGCAUUGCAACUCGGAGCCAAAGAAGAGUUUCGCCUGUAUCUGUUCAUGUAUGCCAAGCGCCUGGGAGCAGAGGGGACCCGACCCAAGGUUGAGGAGCUUCUUAAUAGUCUAAUGGGUGGUAUUCUGCGGGAAAAGCACAUCGAAAAUCAGCAAGGCAAAGGAUGGUACGGCGUCGAUGAUGAGAUUUGUGGUUGGAAUCGCAAGGAACUUAUCAGAGGGGUCGUUUUGAUUCUUGGCAAAUAUCGCGAGUUGCAACGGUUGACAUCACAGUACGCACGGGUCCUUGACCUUAGCCUGGAAGAGAGCGCCGUGGACGUUGACAACAUGGACGUAGAGGCUUAG
Messenger RNA from Metarhizium brunneum ARSEF 3297, 3138 nucleotides. RefSeq names its product Protein HIR1 (gene HIR1). Gene Ontology annotation, cellular component: HIR complex; nucleus; chromatin. NCBI's taxonomy places the organism in Eukaryota, Fungi, Ascomycota, Sordariomycetes, Hypocreales, Clavicipitaceae. The record is from RefSeq and is a predicted model, not a curated record. Gene Ontology annotation, molecular function: nucleosome binding; protein binding. Gene Ontology annotation, biological process: regulation of DNA-templated transcription; DNA-templated transcription; chromatin remodeling.